Messenger RNA from Opisthocomus hoazin, 3920 nucleotides. The record is from RefSeq and is a predicted model, not a curated record. NCBI's taxonomy places the organism in Eukaryota, Metazoa, Chordata, Aves, Opisthocomiformes, Opisthocomidae.
UGACAGGCAGAAGUUUUGGUGAGAAGGAUUUUCGUUCUGGAUUAGAAAACGGCAUUCUUCUGUGUGAGUUGCUGAAUGCAAUAAAGCCGGGACUGGUAAAAAAGAUCAAUAGACUACCGACCCCCAUUGCAGGUUUGGAUAAUAUCAUCUUAUUCUUAAGAGGCUGCAAAGAGCUGGGGCUUAAAGAAUCUCAGCUUUUUGAUCCUGGUGAUCUGCAGGACACAUCAAACAGAGUAACCAUCAAGAACAUUGACUAUAGUAGGAAGCUGAAAAAUGUAUUAGUCACCAUUUAUUGGCUAGGGAAAGCGGCAAACAGCUGCACGUCAUAUAGUGGAUCAACCCUGAACCUGAAGGAGUUCGAAGGAUUGCUGGCACAAAUGAGAAAGGAAACGGAGGAUAUUGAGAGCCCGAAGCGCAGCAUUCGCGAACGCAGCGGCUCCCUCUCCCCGCCGCGCCAUGGCAGAGAUGAUUCCUUUGACAGCCUGGACUCCUUUGGCUCCCGCUCGCAGCAGACACCGUCUCCAGAUGUAGUGCUCAGAGGGAGCAGCGAUGGGAGAGGAAGCGACUCGGAAACGGACCUGCCGCACAGAAAGAUGCCAGAUGUGAAAAAAGAUGAUAUGUUGGCGAGGCGGACCUCACACGGUGAACCUAAAUCAGCUGUGCCUUUUAACCAGUACCUCCCGAACAAGAGUAAUCAGACUUUCUAUGUACCUGCUCCACUUCGAAAGAAGAAAGCUGAACGAGAGGAGUACCGAAAGAGCUGGAGCACGGCGACUUCACCCCUAGGAGACAGACCUUUCAGAUUCGGCCCCAGAACUGCUGUGUCUGAUGACGCAGAGAGCGUGAGCAUGUUUGACAUGAGAAGUGAAGAAGAAGCUGUGACUCAGCCUCAUAGCAAAGCUCGCCAUGAGAAACUGCAGAACGUACACAACCAGCUGAAAGAGGACGAGACCAGAUGGCAGGACGACCUGGCUCGGUGGAAGAGUCGCCGAAGGAGCGCUUCACAGGAUUUAAUAAAAAAAGAAGCUGAGAGAAAGAAAAUGGAAAGGUUGUUGUCUGGAGAUGGAAUGAACGAGCGCAGAAAAAGCAUCAAAACCUACCGAGAAAUUGUGGAAGAGAAAGAGAGAAGAGAGCGGGAGCUUCAUGAGGCAUACAAGAACGCAAAGUCACAGGAGGAGGCUGAGAGCAUCCUCCAGCAGUAUAUCGAAAGAUUCACUAUCAGCGAAGCUGUCCUUGAGCGUUUGCAGAUGCCAAAAAUUCUGGAAAGAAGCCAUUCAGUGGAGCCAAAUUCCCCACUGAAAGACCCAAAUCCUCUGAGGUAUUUAAGGCAACAGUCGCUGCCUGCUCCAAAAUUCACUGCCACCAUUGAAGCCACCAUUGUUCCCACCGCUGAACUAGAACCCAGCAGUUCGACGGGCCGCACAUCUCCCAGCAAAAGCGUUGUCUCCAAGGCUGUGCCUAUGCUGACACCCAAGCCUUACUCGCAACCCAAAAAUACACAGGAAGUUUUAAAGAACUUUAAGGUAGAUGGAAAAGUCAGCAUGAACGGAGAAAACUUCAACGGUGUGGAAGAGAAGGAUAAAGAGUGUUCAACAGUAAUAUUUACUCCUUCGCCAAGCAGAUCUCUGAAAUUUGAUGGAGUAGCCAGAGGGGACAGGCCCCCGGUAGAGUUGAAGAAGGACCCCACAAGUGCUGAGCUCGGUUUACAGAGCCCUGCCACUCAGAGUGUGCACAAAGAGCCAACAGCCUCGCCGGUGGAAGCAGAUGGAGCCGCCAGCAAGCAGGUUGGGGCCAGCCCUGGCAGCGCGGGACCGGGGAGCCCAGUGUGCCCGUCCCCAGGUUCAGAUCAAAAGCAAUUCAAGUCAACUGCAGCUUGUGCCAGCCCGGUUGUGAAGAGAUUAGAAUUUCUUCCCAGUCCUGUCCCUUCAGAGGAAGCUGCUUCAAGUGAGAAAGAUGUGAAGAAACCUGAAAUGGAGCAGCAGAAGGAAGCAGAGCUCCCUGCUACACCAGAGGUGAUGAAACCGAAAGUCCUGGAACAAGAGGGGAGUGUAGUAUUGCCAUUUUUAAAGAAACUACCUGAGACCAGCCAAGUUACUCUGCAGAAUUCUGGUCUACAAGAGCCGCCCCGCGGGGCCGCGGUUCCGCUUAGGGUUCGCAACAACUGGCGGCGAUCGCAGUUUUUCUCGCAGUCAGCUGAUUCUGAGACUGGUGACAAAUCAAACGUGAUGUCACGUUUCAAUUUCUGGUCCUGGGAUCCAGAAGAAGAGCGAAAGCGCCAGGAAAGGUGGCAGCACGAGCAAGAACGCUUGCUUCAGGAGAAGUAUCAGAAGGAGCAGGACAAGCUGAAAGAGGAAUGGGAAAAGGCCCAAAGAGAAGUUGAAGAGGAGGAGCGUAGAUAUUACGAGGAGGAACGUAAGAUAAUUGAGGAUACUGUAGUUCCAUUCAUUGUUUCUUCAAACUCUGCUGAGCUCCUCUCCUCCUCCUCUUCUGCCACUGAAGGAAACAAGACAGCGAACUCAACUGAUUCAAACAGCUCUCCAGAGGAAGGCAAGCAAAAAGAAGUUGCAAGGCAGAAAAAGCUGCUCUGGGAGCAGAACAGGACGUCGUCUCUGAAAAGCAAGGAAAAUGAACUCUGGCAAGAAAAGAGGAGUGGAAACAGAGUGCUCUCAGGACACCCAGAGACGGGUAUCUUGAAAGGAGGUGAACAGGAGCACCAGGUGCCGGUGAUGGAGCGCAGCUCACCUGCCAGGCUGAAUCUGCCGUUGACUCAGGAUGUCUCCUGGAAUCAGCAGUUGCUGACAAAGCAGUCCCCGCAUCGCACAGAGGACAUUCGGCAGAGACCGGUCCUGGGCCAGAGUGUGGGACAACAGCCGAGCCCUGCAGGGGAAACAAGGAGGGCGGGCUAUCAUGAGAACUUCCAAUCUGGGCCAUCGUCUCCCUGCUCUCCCGCUGCUCCGAGUCAGUCACCCAACAGAUCUGUCAGCGGGAAGAAGCUGUGUUCUACCUGUGGGCUUCCUCUUGGAAAAGGAGCUGCCAUGAUUAUAGAAACGCUUGGUCUCUAUUUCCAUAUUCAGUGCUUCAGGUGUGGCAUUUGCAAGGGACAGCUGGGAGACGCAGCAAGUGGGACAGAUGUCAGGAUUAGAAACGGUCUUCUUAACUGCAACGAUUGUUAUAUCCGAUCCAGAACUGCUGGACAGCCGACUACAUUGUGACAUGGCUUCAGUCCCAAUAACUUUCAAGAAGGAACUCUCUUCUCAUAUGUAUCGGCUGCCUCCAGACAAUCACUUGUAAGAGCUUGAAUUCAUGGACAUCAUGGCUUUCAUUGCAUUUUGAAAAACUCAUAAAAACACUGCACCUGCUCCUUUAAAAUGCAAUAUGUUGUUUUUUCCCUUUCUUAAGAAAUCUGAAAAAUAUGUAUGACCGUGUUUGGGAAGGCAAAGCCUAAGUACUAUAAAAAAAAAACCCCACCUUUCAGGUAUGCUUAUGAUUUCCAGUCUGUUACCUUGUUCUUUUGAAAGUAAUAAGAAAAGAAACAUGCAAUAAAGCUGUUUUGUUUUAAUAUUUCUAGGAAUUAAAAAGUUUAAGUUUACACGGCCUUUAUAGAAUAUGCCAACUUGAGCUGAGAAGUAAUUUUAAGAUAGUAUCUAAUCAGUGCAUUUGAAAAACUAAACAUCGCAGCACAACUUCUCUGUUAUAACUGAAGCUAUAACUUUUUUUAUACGGACACUAGUUUGAUAAUACAUCCCAUAAUUCUGAAGCAUUUUGUGUUUAUAUUACCUUCAGUGGAGGGUAGGAGUUAUACAAAUAAAUUAUUGCACCUUUAGUGAUAGGAUUUUUUUUUUGUUUGUGUACCUCAAGUAAUGUUCAUGACUAUAGCUUAAUAUUCUCUCAAAUAAAGAUUUCUUCAUUAAACCUAAAGA